GAAGCAGUCUCCGACGGAAACCAGACCGGAUCCUGUGUUUGAGGCAGAGAGUGAAGUGGCAGUGUGUAAAGAGAGAGAGAGGGAGCGCGCGCGCAUAAACUCCACUAAUUACUUUCUUGACCGCAGCUCUACCUUGCCUUAAACCCCACCACCCUCUCUUUCCCCUUCUCUUGCUGUAUUUCCUCUCGGAUCGGCCGAUCUCCGGCGAUCCUCCUUUUUCUCUCCUACCCUUCGCACAGUCACCCUAAACUCCGCUCCCCUUUUCCUUCCUUUCCAAUUUCUCCAUCUCCCCUAGUUUUUUUCUUCACUGUCAUCGACUCGUCUUUCUGUAGAGUGUACAGAAUCCUUGCAUCUAUCUAGGUCGAUGGAGUUGUACGGACACAGCCAGGCAGUCAAUGCGUUGCAAUCGGCUCAGCAGCAAACUGAAUGGAGCCCUACUGGACAGGAGACUGGUCUUGAAGAAUCGAUGUGGAGAUUGGGGCUUACCAGUACCGAACCUUAUCCUGAGCGACCAGGGGUUCCCAAUUGUGUUUACUAUAUGCGGACUGGUUUUUGUGGGUAUGGUGGUAGGUGCCGCUACAAUCAUCCUCGUGAUCGCGCUGCGGUUGAGGCAGCUGUAAGAGCAACAGGGAUGUACCCAGAACGGGUGGGGGAGCCCCCAUGUCAGUUUUACUUGAAGACUGGAACCUGUAAAUUUGGUGCAUCUUGCAAGUUCCACCAUCCCAAGCAUAGAGGUGGAUCCUUGAGCAAUGUUACUCUAAAUACACAUGGAUACCCAAUAAGACCGGGUGAGAAUGAAUGCUCCUACUAUUUGAAAAUGGGGCACUGCAAAUUUGGUAUAACUUGUAAAUUCCAUCAUCCUCAGGCAGCUGCCACGUUGACAGCAUCUGCACCCCAAUUUUAUCAGCCGGUGCAGUCUCCUUCUAUUCAUGUAUCUGACCAGUUUGGAGCGACGUCUACCAACUUGAGUGUGAGGCCACCAGUUCUUCCUGGUUCAUAUAUGCCAGGGACAUAUGGUCCUGUGUUGUUUUCGCCUGGAGUGGUACCUAUUCCUGGUUGGAGCCCUUACUCGGCACCUGUUAGCCCUGUGCUGUCUCCUGGUGCGCAAACUGCUGUUGGAGCAACUUCUCUGUAUGGAGUGACACAACUGUCUGCUACAGCACCUGUGCCUGCAAGAUCUUAUCCUUCCCUGCUGUCUUCUGUAGCCAUCUCUAGCAGUACCCAGAAGGAGCUAACGUUUCCUGAGAGACCUGCUGAACCUGAAUGUCAGUACUACCUAAGAACUGGGGAUUGUAAAUAUGGUUCAUCUUGUCGAUAUCAUCAUCCUCGUGAUCGUGUUGUACCCUCAACAGACAGUGUCCUCAACCCGCUUGGUCUGCCUUUGCGUCCGGGGGCUCAUCCUUGCAGUUUCUACUUGCAAAACGGUUACUGCAAAUUCGGUUCCACAUGCAAAUUUGAUCAUCCCGUGGGAGGAGCCGUGAGAUACAGUCCAUCUGCAGCUUCUUCUCUGGUUGAUGUGCCUGUUGCACCUUAUCUAGUUGGUUCUUUGCUGGCUACUCUGUCCCCUUCGUCCACUUCCUAUGAGCUGAGACCAGAACUGAUUUCUGGGCCCAGAAAGAUAGCAUAUUUGAGCCAGAGUCCUCCUGGAAACACAUCCAGCAGCUCUGUUGGUUUGAUCUUUUCUCAGACUGGAUCCGUCCCACUUACUGAUCUGCAGCUAUCUGGUCAGGCAUCUCUUCCUUUCGCAAAUAACAGAAGCAUACGACAAGGAGUUGAAAUGCACCGUUCUAGUUAAGUUUGGAGGUGAUUCCCGAGAGCUCUCAUGUUUAUAAUUAGAGGUGAGUUAUGCAGAGGGAGGGUGGAGGGUUUCUAGCUUGUCAGUUAAAAGCAUCACAUUGGUCGUUGUUUUAGUUUCUUCAGAAGCUUUGAAUGUUAAGCAUAUAGAUAUGCAGGUCUUGUUAAUAUGCUUGCUCUCUCCUUUUGGUUUGUCGGGGGAGUUGGUCUUACCUUCCUUUGAAUCCUUUCGCAAUGUGAAGCAGGACCAAUCGCCUUGUAGCGCCUAGGUAUUUAUUUUGUGUUGUGUAUUGCAUAGAAUAUUGAGUUUCUAGCUCCUUAAUAUUGCGAAUCUGGUUAGUAUAUUGAACCGUCUGGAACUGUGGAUGACCUCGACCUUGUGUCAGGGCUGCUUCAUAUAUGGUGGUUUUAAUUUCCAUGGGUAAAGAUUAAUUGAAUCCCUCAUUUUGGGAGGGAAAGCAAGGGAGUUGGAG
Molecule: messenger RNA, 2267 nt
Organism: Linum tenue
Lineage: Eukaryota; Viridiplantae; Streptophyta; Magnoliopsida; Malpighiales; Linaceae
Source: the annotation of a GenBank genome assembly